AGCUGGAGGUGGCUUGAGGUCACUGUGAGCCAUGGCGGGAAACUCGCGAAAGACUUCGAAGAACUUUAAAGGAAGGGGUUCAAAGCGGCCGAGUGACGGGCCACUUUUCUUCGAAGAACACACGUCCGAGAUCACAGUCCGUUCUCGCAAAGGUCGCUCCAUCACCUCCGUGAGCAUCGUAGACGAAGAUGAAGAAUACAAGAGUGGCCUGUCAUUUUGCAAGCUUGCCAAGCAGUCUGGGCUCACGCUGUACUCGGGGAAAAAGUCCAACGUUCUCACUGUGGAUCAAACAAAGUUCAACAAGGACUUUAUUCAACACAUGAAAGCUCGACCUGACUACCCCCAGGUUGUGGAGAACCUCAUAACCGAAAUCAAGGACUACCUUGAAGACGAUGAUAGAAUGAAGCUUGCACUCACUCCUACCAACCUGACUGGCAGUGGCGGAAGAAUGGUGCGGCAGGACAGCAUCUUCCGCCUCUUGCUUCGAGUUCCGCCACUUCAGCGGAAGCUCAGCGAGUACCUCCUGGAGAAAAUGGUUGAGACUGUUGUUACAGACGACACGCCUGACAACACUUACCACGUCCAAGUUCUGAACCAGUUCAGGUGGCUCGACGGCUUGGUUGGUACCAAGGAGUUUGCAGACAAGGUCUUCGAAGUGCUUCCGGUCGUCCCCUUGCAUGUUCGCAAGGACGUGGUGUCGGCGUUGCCAGACAUCCUCGAGGACUCGGAGCAUGUCAAUGCUGCGCUUAAACUGGGAACGCUGCUUACGGAGGACAAGGAACUGAGCUUGACCAUUCUGGAGACUCUGAGUAACCUCAACGUUGAUGCCGACAUGGUGUCUGAGAUUCGGAGCACCGUGAUGGGGACCUUGAAGUCAGCCGAGCUCUCCCAACUGCCCAUGAUCGUCCGGUUCGUCCUCAGCAGCGUGUCCUCUCAGGAGGCACUGCAGGUUGUGUCUCAGCUCCGAGCCAACCUGGACUUCCGAACCAUCCUUCCGGCCGCACUUUCUUCAACCCAGAAGACCUUCAGCAUGGAAAACGACUACGAACUCCUGACCAUGACCGAGAUCAAGAAUGCGGUUCAGCUACAGCUGUUUCUGGGGGACGCCUGGGCUAAGGCCGUGGAGCGCGUCAAGGUGGCAGCAGACCACAAGCCCCUGGACCUGCUCUUCCUCCUGCUGCUGCACAAUGUAUCGCCGAAACCGAAGACAGUCGAGGCCCUGCUUCGAGGGAAGGUUCGCUGCGGGCAGUUCACGCCGGCUUUGCUCGAUGCCACCUUCGCCACUCAUGCUCAGGUGGUGACGUCGUACAGUUCCACCGUGCUGCACCUGGCCCAAGUGCUCCUCUGGAGUCCCGAGCCCCAGGUGCUCAAGUUUGGUGCUCAUCUCUACCAGCACAUGUUUGUCUGCUUCGAGGGAAGCACCCGACAGGAGGCCGUGGUGAACCUGGUGACUCAUGUCGGAAGCGGGGUGCAAGCGCAGAUGAACGCCGCGCUCGACUGCCUCGUCGACCUUGCCCACCGGCAUACUGUGCUAAUGGCACCUUUUGGCGCUUUCUUCAAGGGGAUGCUGGAUUUUCUGCGCAACCUGUCCCUGUGCCAGAUUCGAACGCUCUUCUUAGUGAUUGCGCUCAUUGCCUACCAGGGUGGCCAACAAGGUGCCAUGUUUCAGGAUGAACUGCACAUGAUGAUACGUAAAAUGCUGACCCGGUUCUGUCCCAAGUCAAAAAGGAUAGGUGUUGUCGGAGCCCUGAUGACAGUCAAGGCCAUGGCAGCAUCCAAGCCAGAGGACAGCCUCGACCAAUCAGCAUCAGUAUCAUCCGCGACGACUCCCCCCGAAACGGUGAAAGAGGCAAUCGAACUUCUUGAGCUGGUUCGCUCUUCCACGUCGUCGUCUCCGCGCGCCCUUGCCCUCUUCUACGACGAGCUCAGUCGGAUCGUCAUCCGCGGUGGGCUUGACAGCCGCAUCGAGACAUGGAUUGGAGACACCAUCAUAACAGACUUCCAGGACGACUACGUCGUCGACGUCACGCGGGGCGAAAAGGAACCGAGGGAGCCGUUCCAGCAAGAACUGCUCUUCAGCCUGGACGAUCUGCCAGACGGCGCCAUUGCGCUGAAUCUGUGUCCCCUCCUGCUGAAGGAGAAAAACGAAGUCAAGGGAAAACGAAAGCACAUCUCCCUGCUGACGCUGAGCCCGCUGUUCCGUUUGCUUCGUAUCACCGAGCAAAUGCUCAACGGGGAAACCCUGGAAGGCAUCGACGCUCUCCUGGGAUGCCCCGUGCGGAUGCCCGCAUCGAGCGUCUGCGAUUCUUUCCACAGCCUGAGCACGGAACACCGUCAAGUCGUGGUGGCGUCUGCGUUUCACUGCGUCAACUGGUUCAGAGAGCUUGUGAACGGCUUCUGUGGCCUUCGGAGCGAAGACCCAAGGGCGAAGGUUAUUGACAGAAUUCGUCGGAUCGUCGAGCUUCAGAAGGGCCUCGAGAAAUGGCUCCAGGGUGUCCCGGGAUACAUCCCUCCCCUCUCGGUGUUUGACACCGAGGACGAGGACACCAAGCCGCCUUCGGUGUCACAGCCGCCUGCCAAAAGGGGGCGCAAGGGAAAGAAACGCAAAGUGAUGUCGGACGACGACGACUCGGAUGACGAGGCCGGUCCUUCGAAAAAGGCGACGUCCCCCGCGGAAGCUGAAGAUGACGCAGACAGUUCUGGCGAGGAUCUGGACUCUGAGGUCGGAAAGGGCAGUGCGACCUCUGCGUCUUGGAGGCCCUUCCUGCGGGAGCUGGACCUGGACGUGUUCGAGGUCCUCGGCGUCGGACUGGAGUGCGGAGAAACUGAGGCACCGUCGUCAAAGCUGACGACUUCGGAGCUUCUCUUUUUGCUCGACGACCUCUGGAGGAAGUUGGACCGUGCUCUGCCCUCAAGUGCUCCCAAGCGCUUCUCUGCAUUCAAGGCCAAGGGAUCGCGGGACAUUGGAUUCUCAAACCUCUCGCUCUACCCCGAGUCCGACGUCGCAAAGUUUGCCGUGGGCAUCGUGCCCCAUCUCUGCUCGCUUCUGGAAGAUGCCAGCGCCUACUUCCAGCACGUGAUCUCUCAAAACGACGGGAUGGUGGACGCUGCCGGCAUGUUCACCGUGGGAGCCAAGGAAAUUGCUUCCUGCAUGACGCUGCUGCUGUCCUGCUUCAACUCCUUGUUCUCGUGGAACGGUUUUGAAACCGCGGUCGGACGGGACCUACUGCGGGAGGCGUUCCGUUCCAUCUCUGGCCGAAUCGGAACGACGCAGCUCACGCAGGUCCACGUGUUCGAGUUGGGGAAACGCACGUUUUCGUACUUCGCCAAGUUUGCGGAGUCCGUGACAGAGCCGGACGGCGCCACGUCGCUCCUGCGUCUGCUCUGCACGGUGGCCGACCGGGCUGAACUGCGGGCAUCGGACGUGAGGGACGUCCGUGGCGUCGCCGACGGCUUCCUGCGCCGCGAUUGGCUGUGCCGCCCCACCCCCAACGCGGCCCCCCAGCGACCCCGCGGAAGCCAGUUCAACGAGUCCUUACAGUUCAUGCUCAGCACGUUCCUGUCCGAGUCGGAGUGCGUCCUGUCCAGCCUGCACGAGAUUGCGACGGACUGCCUCCCAAACGUCCUGGAAGACGGAACGUCGGAAGAGGCAGCGGGGGAACAGCCCAAGUCUUUUCCGACACUGGACAAAUCCACGCUGAACGCAUACUACAAAACCAUGUUUUCCAACCUGACGGAGGCCGUGAGGGACUUGUCCAUGAAAGUUCCCAGUGACCAAGAGGAAAAGCUGAAGCAUCUCGAGAAAUGGUCUCUGGCCAUUACAGUCUUUCAGAAGCUCGUCAGUGUUGUCAAGAAAUCCUCGGUGCGAAACAAUCUGUCCGUGUGCCUGAAGUUUGGACGCCAGUUCCUGGAAUCGUUCCUGCGCAACGGCAUGCCUUUGCUGGACUCGCUGUUCAAGUCGCAGCAUGGAGAUGUCCAGGGCCUUCUCAAGAACCUCCAGCAGAGCACGCGCUACCUGCAGCAUAUCUGCAGCCAUUCCAAGGUUGUGAAGGACGUCGGCCUCACCGGACAAGUUCCGGCGGUCCGCAAGACGUUGGAGCUCUUUGUGUUCCGCGUCAAGGCCAUGCUGACCAACAACCGUUGCCAGGAUGCAUUCUGGGUCGGCAACCUCAAGAACAGGGACCUCAAGGGAGCCGAGAUUCUGUCGCAAACCACAGCGGCGGAUUCCGUGGACGAAGCACAGUCCGAUGACGCCAGGAGUGGCCACGAAUCGGACGCCAGCAUCGUCAGCGGCAAAAGCACAGCAGACGACGGAACUGCCCAGGACGCCAGCGAGGACUACUGAAGUGGACUGAUUCCCGAUCCCCAGUAGUAAGCCAUUUUAUUAUU
Molecule: messenger RNA, 4389 nt
Organism: Ixodes scapularis (black-legged tick)
Lineage: Eukaryota; Metazoa; Arthropoda; Arachnida; Ixodida; Ixodidae
Gene: Fancd2
Product: Fanconi anemia group D2 protein
Exons: 42
Coding region: 32-4345 (1437 amino acids)
Biological process (GO): double-strand break repair involved in meiotic recombination; interstrand cross-link repair; homologous chromosome pairing at meiosis
Cellular component (GO): condensed chromosome; nucleus
Molecular function (GO): DNA polymerase binding
Source: RefSeq, a predicted model, not a curated record